CGAGGGAAGAUCUUUGAAAAGGUGCAGUUUGACCACACAUCAGAAUGUGACCAGACUCGAGUUGUACUCACAUUUCUGCUCCCGGUAGUAAAGGCACGUUGGUGGGUUUCGCUGAUUCACGGUAAUACUUUAAAAAGGUUUUUGUCACGUUCAGUAAAAUUUAAAUCACUUCUGCCUUCAGAUUGACCUCAAUUCUUGCAAUUUUAGACUUUCAGGCUUAGCCUGUCAUCGUUUGUGUUUACCGACUCCGCCACAAAUCAUUUUAGCAUCUGCUGAUUCUCUUAGCCCUGAACGUGAAGCCGACCCACAACCAGCCGCUCAUUAGCCCGCUGACCUUUGGGCUCUUUUUAUGCCGCUGUGAGAGUUAUAAAGAUGAACAGUAGAAGGGGCUGUUUAGAAGACGGAACAUGGAAUCCAACAGACUCCUACAUGCGAGUCUGCCGUUGUUAUUCCUCGUUACCUGGAGUUACGGAGGACACGUCAGGAACGACGAGCUGCAUCUGGAUGGACCUGCUCUGAAAAUGGACCAGGCUCUGCUCACGUUUCACAACCAGCUUCCAGAAGAAGUGCAGAUCUUCUACACAUCAGAUCACUGCUACAAGUGUGUGUACCAGCAGCUCGUUACAGUGAAGCCCAACAACAACUCGUCUGCAACAAUCAGCACAGUUUUCACCCUCUCGCUGCAGGUGGAAUCACGAAUGAGCAAUACGACUUUGUGCAGGUGGAGUCAGACGUAUGAGGAAGGAGGUCGUUACUCCGUCUGGAUCCAGGUGCCGCUGGCCUUCUCGCAACCACAAUGCAAUUUCUCUGUGGAUAAAAACCCAAACAAUGCAACCCUGCCUCUCCUGGUGGCUGCUCUCCUACUGGCUAUAAUUGCUCUCCUAUUUGUUGCGACACCCUACAUCUGCAGGAGACAUUGUACAUCAAAGUUUAUUAAGACCAUUUGCUGCCAAGGUCCACAGUACUCUUUGGAAGAUGACAGCUGUGAAUCUGUGCACGAUACCGUUAAGGCUAAAUCGUCUCGCCUGCUCUCUCUGGACACAUUCAGAGGGUUUGCCAUCACAGUCAUGGUGUUUGUGAACUACGGAGGAGGAGGCUACUGGUUCUUCCAACACGCUCCUUGGAAUGGUCUCAUGGUGGCAGAUCUGGUGAUGCCCUGGUUUGUGUUUAUAAUUGGCACUUCAGUGGUUUUGGCCAUCAGCUCCAUGCAGAGGAGAGGAGUUACUCGCCUGCAGCUGCUGAGGAAAAUUACCUGGAGAACGGCCGUGUUGAUGAUGCUUGGCUUCUGCUUCCUCAACUACUCUCCAAGAGAUGGCCCACUGUCCUGGUCCUGGCUAAGGAUCCCUGGAGUGCUGCAGCGUCUGGGCUUCACCUACUUUGUUCUGUCUCUCCUGCAGACUUUCUGGGGCCAGACAGAAAUCCCAGAGAGAGCGUUCCACUGGAGGAACUCGGCUCAUGACAUUUGUCUCUAUUGGCCCCAGUGGCUGGUCAUCAUCGUGCUGGAGAUGCUGUGGCUCUGCAUCACUCUCCUCAUGCCCGUACCCGACUGCCCCACCGGUUAUUUGGGAGCCGGUGGAAUCGGUGAUGGUGGACGUUACCCAAACUGCACCGGGGGUGCAGCAGGAUACAUCGAUAGGUGGAUGUUUGGUGACAACAUGUACAGAUACCCCACCUGCAAAGGACUGUAUCGCACCGUGCAGCCCUUUGACCCAGAGGGGGUUCUGGGUACAAUAAAUUCUGUUGUUAUGGGAUUUCUGGGGAUGCAGGCGGGGAAAAUUAUCAUUUUCUACAAAAGAAAAACCCUCCACUGCCUCUGUCGCUACCUGCUGUGGGCCGUCAUCCUGGGAGCCUCUGCAGCCGUCCUCUCUAAGUGCACGCGAGACGAAGGAUUUAUACCUGUCAAUAAAAAUCUUUGGUCGUUGUCCUACGUGUUGUGUAUGGGCUCAUUCUCUUUCCUGUUGCUCGGAGUCAUGUACUUCAUCAUUGACGUCAAGGGCUGGUGGGGCGGACAACCCUUUUUAUACCCAGGAACAAAUUCCAUCCUCGUGUAUGUCGGCCACUCUCUCCUUGGUUUCUACUUUCCCUUCAGCUGGGAGAUGCACUUCCAGGAAAGUCACUGGGAGCCGCUGCUGCAGAACCUGUGGGGGACGGCUCUUUGGGUGCUAAUUGCCUAUCUGCUCUACAGGAAGAGGUUUUUCCUGAAAAUAUAAGCAGGCUGACUCAUGCUGCUUCACUUUGGUUGUUGCUUUACGGUUUUUGCAUCUGUAAAAACCAACUUUAUUCACUGCAGAAGGGUUUGUGUUUCAGAGAAGCUCCAGUUUCCUCCCACAGAGCCUCCUUACAUCCACAGGAGUCCUAAACUAUUAUCUAUAACCGAAACAAUCUUCCUAUGUAGCGUGUGUUAGAAUGAAUAAAACUACACUUUUAUCUAGUUUUUUAAUAAAUUACUCUUUCCGUCUGUAGCGCAGAAGAAAGGGAAACCUUCCAUAAUAACCAUUAAACCACCAGUUCAUCUCCCAACAAAACAUGUCAGCGUGUCCACGUCCUGAUUUACUUCUUGGCACAUUUUGUGCACAAAAUAAAUUGAAUAAAUUAGAUAUACUGAUGUGGUACUUAACAAAUUAGGCCAAGUGAUUCCACUACACACCACUAGCCAUUAUGAGACUGUUGCCAUGGCCACUCCUCCUCUUUGUGUGUGUGCGCGUGUGUGUGUGUGUCUGCCAUCUGCUGUCCACAGGACAAGACUUUAAUAGGGGUCAAGAUGCACGGCUCACACAGAGUGUUGUUAAUGGGGCUGACACUCAUUGCAUUAGAAAAUCAGGAAAAUUAGCUCAGCUCGUCAGACGAAGCUCAUUUAAUAUCCGAACCCUUGUGGUGUUUUUACGUCGGACGUGUUGAAUGCUUAGUGAUGAUGGGACUUCCACCGUUUAGCUGAGCGACUUGUCUGGCUGAGCAGGUCAGGUCACGUGUGCAUCUUGUGGAUCAUGAAUUGACGGUGCUUAAUAAAGUGAAACGACAUCAGACUGCUCUUCCUGAUAGAUAUUCUAUUACACACUCCUCACCAGCUGUAAUAACAUCAUCUAACGAGCUGUGGUGGAUCUGGUCUCCUGAAAAGAACUUGUCUGACUCCCGGUAGGAGCGCCCGGCUUCCUUGGACGAGACUUAAGCUUGUAAUUGCUUUUCCAAACGCCGGUAAUGGAAACGUAUGGCUGCUGCUUCCAUAAGAGGAAAAUAAAAUCAAUAAAAUCA
Molecule: messenger RNA, 3249 nt
Organism: Nothobranchius furzeri (turquoise killifish)
Lineage: Eukaryota; Metazoa; Chordata; Actinopteri; Cyprinodontiformes; Nothobranchiidae
Product: heparan-alpha-glucosaminide N-acetyltransferase
Source: RefSeq, a predicted model, not a curated record